CUGCGCGCCGAGACAGCUGCUCCAGCCACCAUGGAUGACAUCUUCACGCAGUGCCGGGAGGGCAACGCCGUGGCYGUGCGCCUCUGGCUGGACAACACCGAGAACGACCUGAACCAGGGGGACGACCAUGGCUUCAGCCCGCUGCACUGGGCCUGCCGCGAGGGCCGCUCCAACGUGGUCGACAUGCUCAUCAUGCGGGGCGCUCGCAUCAAUGUCAUGAACCGCGGCGACGACACCCCCCUGCACCUCGCUGCCAGCCACGGCCACCGUGACAUAGUGCAGAAGCUGAUCCAGUUCAAGGCAGACAUCAACGCGGUGAACGAACACGGCAACACCCCUCUGCACUACGCCUGCUUCUGGGGACACGACCAGGUGGCUGAGGACCUUGUGAGCAAUGGGGCCUUGGUCAGCGUUGCUAACAAAUACGGCGAGACGCCCAUCGACAAAGCCAAGACGCCACUACGGGAAAUACUGAAGGAGCGUGCGGAGAAGCUCGGCCAGAGCCUCACCAAGAUUCCCUACAAGGACACCUUCUGGAAGGGCACAACCCGCACACGUCCCCGAAAUGGGACACUCAACAAACUUGCUGGAAUAGACUUCAAACAGCUGAGUUUGGGCCAGAAACUCAACGAGAACCAGUCAGGAGAGCUGUGGAAAGGGCGCUGGCAAGGCAAUGACAUCGUCAUCAAAAUGCUGAAAAUCCGCGACUGGACCACUCGGAAGAGCCGAGACUUCAACGAGGAGUAUCCGAAGCUCCGGAUCUUCUCACAUCCCAACGUGCUGCCGGUGCUGGGUGCCUGCCAGGCCCCCCCUGCACCCCACCCCAUCAUCAUCAGCCACUGGAUGCCCUACGGCUCUCUCUACAACGUGCUACACGAGGGAACAAACUUCGUGGUGGACCAGAUGCAGGCAGUGAAGUUUGCCCUGGACAUUGCGCGCGGCAUGGCCUUCCUGCACACACUAGAGCCCCUCAUUCCCCGCCACCACCUCAACAGCCGCAGCAUCAUGAUUGACGAGGACAUGACAGCGCGGAUCAGCAUGGCCGACGUCAAGUUCUCCUUCCAGUGCCCGGGGAGGAUGUACGCGCCAGCCUGGGUGGCACCAGAAGCCUUGCAGAAGAAGCCCGAGGAAAUUAACAGGCGCUCAGCGGACAUGUGGAGUUUCGCCGUGCUGCUGUGGGAGCUGGUGACCCGCGAAGUGCCGUUCGCAGACUUGUCCAACAUGGAGAUAGGAAUGAAGGUGGCACUGGAGGGGCUGCGUCCAACCAUCCCACCUGGCAUCUCCCCGCACAUCUGCAAGCUGAUGAAGAUUUGCAUGAACGAGGACCCAGCCAAGCGCCCCAAGUUUGACAUGAUCGUGCCUAUCCUGGAGAAGAUGCAGGAGAAGUAAAGGGAAGUGCCUCCCAUGCGCCUGCCGCUGCCAUGCUCCCCUCCCCACCCUCCCCAAGUGCCUUCUCAACCCCCAAGCCAAGGGGGAGCACGGGACGCCCUCACCCCCCGAGCCAGCCACGGACACACGGUACAGACACGCUGCUCCCCGCAGAGGUGCCCACGGGCUUCGGGCGCCGUAGCGCCGGCUCUGGGCAGCACCUCCCUGCUCCCGCGCAGCUCCGGCCCAGGCGGAGCAGCACGCCGGCCAGGCCGCUGGGCACGCGGGGCUCUGCCGGCCGGAGGCUGCGCUGGGUGCAGAGCCGUCCUGCCCGCGCUGCCCCGGCCCGGAGCAGCUCCCCACGCCAGCGCCAGCCCUGGUGCUCCUCUCUACCCACGGGCAGGGGGUGACGUUCGCCUGUUUGCGCCCAGCACCACCCCGGCUUCGCGCUUCACUUAUCAUUUCCAUCCAGGCCUUGCGGAAAAGCCGCCAGCAUCUGAAAUAAACAUUUGUUAC
Molecule: messenger RNA, 1884 nt
Organism: Nothoprocta perdicaria
Lineage: Eukaryota; Metazoa; Chordata; Aves; Tinamiformes; Tinamidae
Gene: ILK
Product: integrin linked kinase
Exons: 13
Coding region: 31-1389 (452 amino acids)
Biological process (GO): protein phosphorylation; cell-matrix adhesion; substrate adhesion-dependent cell spreading
Cellular component (GO): focal adhesion; stress fiber
Molecular function (GO): protein kinase activity; protein binding; ATP binding
Source: RefSeq, a predicted model, not a curated record